Molecule: messenger RNA, 3832 nt
Organism: Pogona vitticeps (central bearded dragon)
Lineage: Eukaryota; Metazoa; Chordata; Lepidosauria; Squamata; Agamidae
Source: RefSeq, a predicted model, not a curated record
CACAGAAUGACCCUCUCGAAGAACAGGCCCUCUGGUGGCGAUGCUCCGUUGCCUGGAAAACUGCGGAGGGUGCUUCAAAGGGCCGAAUACAAUAUGUUAGACAAUGCACCAAUCUUUGAAGGCAACUUUGUGCAGGUGACCAGAAAAGGUGAAUGCAUCAGCAUUCAUAACCAUCCUCACAUCGUGACCAUGGGUGUUUUAGCCACCAGUCCGACUCUGCCGCUUCCUAACCUGAUGAUCAUUGCCCGGGAAAAACAGAGGAGAGGAGCAAAACGCCCGAAGGCUAAGGAUCUUGAAAUCACUCGGUUGGUUCCUUUAGAGAUGGUGGAGCUACGUCUUCACAGCCUGAAGGAGCGGAUGCUGAAAGUGCAGAUAAGGACGGGGCAAAAGUACUACCUGCAGCUUUAUGCCCCUGGCAGAGAUGCGACAUUUCUCUUCGACCAGUGGCUGCGACUCAUCUACCUGAUAUACAUAGCCAGGGGCAGAAUCAGACAGCCAGCAAGCAUCACCCCAAAGGAAUCUAGGCAUCAUGUGCUGCAGAAAAGCUCAUUGGGUUUGUCCAAGAAGCACUGGCUUCCUGCCAUCAUGGAGGAAGGCUCCACUGGACACCUGAAGGAGCAGCUGUGCCAACUUCAUUCCUCCACAGAGACACAAAGCUCUGCGGAAAGUCAGAUCACUUCAAAGCAAGGCAUCCUAAAAUCAGGUUCAGCAGCAUUUUCUUCUCGGUCAUCCUUUGACAUCUCAGGCAGUGAGGGGCAUGCUUCCAAAGGACCGUCUCUGUAUACAGACCCUGAAGUUAGAAAGAGGAGUCAACCGAAGACGCUAGUAGCCUCCCAAGCUGGAUCUCCUAGCUUCUAUAGACCUGAGGUGAAGAGACAGUCUAAACAAACUUCUCCCCAGUCGAUGGGCAUGAGGAGCUUGGAAUCUGCCACCAGGCCAGAAGGCACAGGGUUUCCUCACCCACAGGUGAGGUCUCUGCCAGUGGGUCCCUCGGCAGCAGCUCGGCAGAUGAGUGCCAAAGAGCCCUUUCAACUGAAGAAGGUCAGGCUGCCUUCUGUCACAGAACCCGAAGAAGUCCUCAUCUCCAUGACAUUGCCAAAAUCAAAACAUGUCCCUAUUAAACUUCAGAAGAGUAAAAAAUCUGACGCUCUGGCACGGUCCCACGGGAGCAAGAGAAAAAAGGCGGCUGUAAAAUCUCAUGAGGCAACCCCUGUUCCACCAAAGUCCCUCAAGUCUCCAUCACAAGACAGGCGAGGUGUAGCUUCAAAAACCUCAUCAACGAAGCCAAAGCCAUUGUCCAGGCCUGUUUCUGCCAGAGCAGCAUCAGCGAGUCCUGCCCCAGUAGACCAAACCUCGGUGGGUGUGGGACCAUCUGAGACACAUCUAGUCUCAGUGGCUAGUGGUCCUUCUGAGGCGUUUGUUGUGUCUGCGGCAACUGCUUCAUCAUGGUCAACCAGUCAGGGAACUCAAGCGAUACCUGAGAUGUGUGGAACUGAAGUGGCUCCUACAAAGGGACAGAGUGAGGGCAAGACUCAUGCCUGUCCUUCACAGAAAUCUGGGAAGCAAAGCAAAUCAGCAAGUAGCAGGCCAAAAGUUUCUUCGAUUCCCUUCCCAAAGCAGGGAAGGUCGACUUCUUCGAAUCCUACAAAGAAGGGAAACUUGGUGGCACUGCACAGGACAGAAGAGUCGGUAGCAGUGGGACCGUCCACAGCAGAUAACCUGUUUACAAGCAGGUCCCAAAGCCGAGCAUCAAAAGACAAAUCCCAUGGGAAGAAGAAGGACAGUAGCCGACCCAGCAGUGCCACAGGGAAACAGAAAGCAUCCAGGAGCGAAGAGACUGAGUCCAACACCAAGCUGAAACAAGUUCUGAGUGCAGCCAAGCAAAAAAGCAGCGUCACUUUCCUAACCAUCUAUAGUGUUCUGUCAUCGUCCUUUGACAGAGUGAAACGUUCCGUGAGCAGAGAUGAUGCAAAGCCCUUGUCUCGUAACCCUUCCAAACGAGUAACAAUCUCAGGAGUGGUGGGUCCAUCAGGAAAAAGUUUCUCUCAACAGGAAGAAGUAAGAGAUUCUGCUGAGGACAGGCCAUCUGCCUCAAGAAAGUAGCAUAAAGGGAGAAGCAUCCAUCAAAUCACACCCUUUAAGGUGUGAAAAAGCUGUCAUGAAUCAACCCAGGGCCCUCCCGCCAGGUUGGUAGGCUUUUGGGGUGAUGUACCCCUUUUCUAGCCAAACCCCUCCAACCACUCCCCAUUGACCUACAGGGUUAUGGGGGCAAAACAUCCCUUCAGGGGUCACUCCUAAGGCCACGCUCUGGUUGCAGGGGACCCUGGUCUCUAUGAACCCCUCCUCUAGGUCCACAGUGACCUCAACAACCCCUUACGUCACUCCUAAAGCCUACCCACCCGGGGGAGGGGCCUGGGUAAAUUCUUGACCCCUUUUUCCUGCCUUAAAUGGGCAGGGCACCUGUCUAAAUUUGAUUUAAUGGAUGCUAGACCCUUUAUACUACAGAAGAAGACCUGGGAAAUUUAGAUCCUCUUUUUCACCUUCCAAACCAAACAGCAAAACAUCACGAGCAAAAUUGCCUAGAAAACCAGAAGAGGCUAGCCACUUUCCAAGAUCAAAAAUAUAUGCGGCCCCAGGACACUUUAAAGUAGAUGCCAUCCCUCAACAUUUAUAAAACAGGAUCUGAAACCUAAACCUAUUUUUGCAUCACAAGAUGGAAGAAUAUUGAUGAUAGAAAUUCAAAGAAGGAUGGAAAAAACUUUGAUAGUGAAUAUUUAUGCUCCAAAUAAAAAUCAAGAUACAUUUUUCAAAGAACUACAAAAAGAAUUGGCUGAUAAAGAAUACAAACAUAUUUGCUGUAUAAGGGACUAACUCUUCCAGUUAGAACAACAGUCAAAACAAAAUAGCUUAAGUGGAAAACUAAUACAUAAUAUGAAAUCAGUACAACAUCAAAUACAUCUAUGGUGGAUGUCAGAAAUGGCAAUAAAGAUAAAACAAGUGAAACAAAAAAAUUUGAAAAAGCAAAGAAACCAAGCAGAUUGCUUGCCUAUAGCCUGAGAAAAGAACAAACAAGAAAUGAAAUUAUAAACCUUAAAGACCAGGAAGGACAGACUAAAUGGGAGCAGAAGGAAAUAAAAAAAUUGUCAAGGAUUUCUAUCAAGCUCUAUACAAAGAACCAGGGAAAUCAAUAACAAAGGAAAAAGAAUAUCUGCAGAAGCCUGAGUUAAAGAAAUUAUCUAAAGAAAAUAAAGAGAUCUUGAAUUCGUCUAUAACAACGUGUGAAGUGGUAGAAGCUACUAGAAGACAAAAGAAUAAUAAAUCUCCAGGAAUUGAUGGAAUACCGGCUGAAUAUUAGAAGAAUUUUGAAGAAGUUCUAGGUUUACCCUUUAAGGGAUUAAUAGAAGAAAUAGAAAUAGAAAAAAAAAUCCCACUUUAUGGAAAGAAGCAAUAGUUUCAGUAAUACAUAAAGAAGGUACUAAUAUGGCCCUAAUAUUCUUCCAUGCAGAGAAGGCCUUCAACAAUAUGAACUGGAUUUUUUGCUGACACAGCGGCAAUUAAUGGAAGCCAGAGAGAAGUGUAUAGGAGAAAUCAAAGCAAUAUAUUCCAAACAAGAAGCAUGAAUCAAAGUGAAUGGAGAGCUGACAGAAACAAUUACAAUUGAAAAAGGCAUAAAGCAAGGAUGCCCACUGUCCCCCCUACUGUUUAUUCUCCUGUUGGAAGUCUUGAACCAACAUAUUAGAGAAGAUAAGAGAAUCAAAAGGGUUAAAGAUUAAAGGAGAAGAAUUAAAAAUUCAAGCUUAUGCUAAUGAUUAAAUAAUAAUCUUAGAAGAAC